AUGCUACGGACGUUUGUGGUUUUCGGUUUAUUCUGUCCCUCCAUAGUGUUCACGAACCAUACAAUUUUGGAACGUGGUAAAAAUGUCUCUUUUAUCGACACGGACGACAUGUCGUCUUCAACCCCACAGCACGACGACAUAGUUCUACAGACCACAGACCGUUUGCCUGAUCAAUGGGUGUCUGAUUUGUUUCAUCGAGCGUUGAAGAACUUUAGGAUACAGAAAGGCGUCGGUUCGUCGGCCUGUCAAAAACAAACGCAAAUGUACGUCAGUGAUUUGAAAAACAACUCUUACUGGGCAGUGAAAAUGUACGAUUCUUGGAGCCGAACUCCAAACGGCAUAUUAUCAGGUAAAACGCAUCAAAUGGGCGUGUACAGACAAUGCAUCGACGUGCAUCAACCCAUUCAAGGGCAGUACUGCAUGACAACCACAAAGCUCAAGACAGUGGAUGGCGCAAACCCGAUAGACUUGAAAAAAAAUAAUGAAUUGGAAAGUCAUGAUCACGCUUGGAACGAAAUACUUGGGUUUAUCGACUACGGAGACCAAUAUCAAAGAAAUGAAGUGAAAAUAGGUAUAUGCAUACCGGAAUCUUGUACCGCCGAAAAUCUUAAGUUAUCGUUACAGAACGAGCUCGACAGCGUAUUUUUGCCUCACCGCGUACAAGCCAAAGUCAAUGUCGACCCUAUGUUGUGUUCCACUGACAAGAAUGUGUACCCAUACGAUACUGGUUAUUAUAUCACCAGAUCCAUACUGUACUUAUUGCUGAUAAUUUGUGGUGUGUCUACAUUAAUUCACUGUACAGUAAUGACAAUAAAGAAAGAAAAAACUAAUGAUAUCUUACCAAAUUACGUCUAUUGGUUCUCAGUUAUUCACAACGGCAGGAAUUUAAUCAAAUACGACAAAAACAACAAGCUGAAUAUUUUUAAUGGUUUAAAAACAUUGACAAUGGUGUUGAUAUUAUUUGGUCAUAGAUUCUUAGUUCAUUCGACGAGUCCCAUAUUGUAUACGCUGGACUUAGAAAGGAUUUACAGAGUCGGACCAGACAUUUUACUGACGUGCAUGAAUUUAGUAGACCCUUUUUUUUAUAUAACUGGUUUUCUCAUGUACGUCAUGAUCAAGCCACAACUAGUUAAACGCGGGACCGGUUGGAUCCAGGUACCAAUGAUAAUAUUUUACAAGUACCUAAGGAUUUUACCAGCCUACGGAUUCAUGAUGCUAUUGACGGCGUAUUUUAUACCAUUUAUGUACAACGGACCGUUUUGGGCGUCCAAAAUGUGGCCUGAAGCAGAAAAAUGUAAAAAUUAUUGGUGGACAAAUUUUUUAGCAACUAGUAACUUCAUAGAUGUCGACCACCAAUGUCUUAUAGUCGGAUGGUACAUUUCAUGUUUGAUACAGUUCAUGAUCAUUGGUACCAUUCUCAUAAGCGUUUGCGUGAAGUAUCGAAAAAUCGGAGUGGGAAUUAUAAGCGUAUGUCUGUGUAUAUCGUUAGCUAUACCGUUUAUUACGACUUACGUCACUCAAUCGUAUGCUUUAAUUAAAAUUUUGAUACCAUUUCUUCAAGACCCUAGCAGUUCCUUUGAAUUUCGGAAGUUUUACCGGCCAUUCUACAUGAGAGGUAUUCCGUUUUACGCUGGACUUAUGGCGGGCAUUAUAGUCGAAGAAAUGAAGAAAAGAGAAAUCAAACCAUCCAAAUUUGUCGUUUACAUUUGGACAUUUAUUAUAACCACCGUCAGCUUUUGUGUCCAAUACUAUGGUUCCAGGUUUUACAACAGACAAAACCCUUACAAUGUCAUAGAACAGGCUACGUAUUCCGUUCUUAAACAUUGUACGUGGACGUUUAUGCUAUUCUGGAUCACAAUUUGUUACUUUACAUCGGGUUAUGGUCCAAUUGAAAAGGUGUUAAAUAACAGGUUUAUGACCCCAUUGGGUAGAUUGUCUUACGUAGUAUACUUGGUGAAUAUCCAAGUAAUGAUGAUAAUGGAAUUUAGACAAUCCUCAAUAUUUUCUCCUACUAUGGAAGUGAAUAUGGAUAAUUGGAUAGUUGGUGUAUAUAGAACGUAUACUGCUGGUCUUGUGCUGUACUUCAUCGUCGAAGCGCCAUCUAAUACAAUAAUAAAAACCAUAUUUUUUGGCAGUGGUGAAAAAGAUAAAGACUCUGAUAAACGAGAAAAUGCCAUAACAGAAAAUACACCGAAUGAUCCACGUUUAUGAUGUGAAAAACGACUGUAAAUUAAAC
Molecule: messenger RNA, 2236 nt
Organism: Rhopalosiphum maidis (corn leaf aphid)
Lineage: Eukaryota; Metazoa; Arthropoda; Insecta; Hemiptera; Aphididae
Product: nose resistant to fluoxetine protein 6-like
Exons: 13
Coding region: 1-2211 (736 amino acids)
Molecular function (GO): acyltransferase activity, transferring groups other than amino-acyl groups
Source: RefSeq, a predicted model, not a curated record